AUGCAGCAUCGUCUUGUCCCCGGACUGUCCUACACAGUGAAAGUACACUUCUGUCCUAAAGAAUGGCGCUACUUCUACGACUGUAUUCGGGUUCAUUGCAAGGUUGGAAUCCAGUGCUAUGUUAAUUUCUAAUCAAGUUCGCAUGCCGUCAUGCCUGACAGUGAUCUCUUCAACUUCUACUUCUAAUCUAUUCAACUGUCCAUCAAAAGAGGGAUUUGCUGUGUUUAUGCAUCACAUGUUGUUUGUUGUCAACGUUUCUCUCCAUAGUUGCUGCAAGGUAAGCCUGGUCCCAGAUCUGUUUGUGCUGUCUUGCAAACUUCUAAGGUCAUUGUCACUCCAUGGCAAACUGAUCUGGAACCAGAGUACUUACUGCUAGGAGGUUCCCUCCUGUUUAGAACUCCAGGAAAUGAAUGCAUCAGGGAGCAUUGUUAUUCUCUCUCAAUCUCUCUCCAGGGGGAAGAGAAUUUACAGGUACCAGUCCAUGCCUACCCCAUCAUCGAUGACUUGCACAUCCCAACACACAUCACCAUACCAGCUGUCCCACUGGGCCAAAGGUGAGGUGAAGUGGACAAUCGUGUCUCACUGUGCAUCUUUGCCCUUUGAAUAGUCUUUAAACCCACCAAUGAACCUUCAUAAGAGGAUUGUACAUGAGUUGCAUGGCCACUCAAAUCCCUUACAGAAAAAACACAUAAUUUCACAUGUGAAAUCAUGUGUUUUUGGAACACUUCACAUAUGAUCACGUUUCCACACGUGUAGUUUAAUUUUAUCACAUGUUACUUUAAAUGUUGUCGCAAGUUAUCACAUUAACUUCACAUAAGAUCACAUAUGAUCACAUGAAAACAUGUGUUUUUGGAACACUUCACAUGUGAAAUUCAUAUGUUCUUUCCGUAAGGGAUAGGCUACAGCUACAGCCUAGUCUGCUAAGUAGUUGCUAAGUGCACCAGUUUCUGAAUUAGCCUGCCAGAUAAACAUGAUGAGUGGCAACAAAGGCUUGUUUGAGGAAUAAACUCAGUGUGUUAUUAUGGUCAUGUAACGCAUCAUAAACAUUGGUUUUUAAUCAUCUCUGUUGACACUAACGAUGCGGUGAGCAGUCAAUAUAUUAGAGUCCAUUUGCACAGUAGAUAGCUAAUCGUAGUUCUCUAAGUAAGCUGUAUGCUGGGGUAUAUGCUAGGGUCAGUAGUAUUUGUCUUGCAUGUUCAACAAUCUUCAGUCAAAACAAUACACUUGGAAAGAGAAUACUUUAAAAAAAAUCCAAAAUAUAAACAUAUGUAAGGCCAUAGAGAUACAAUAUAAUAAUUAUUUACAUUUUACAGAUUGUGACACAAUCCACUUUCCACAAUUUUUUAUAGGAGGGCAUUUUUAUCUCUUGAUAAAAAUGAUUGUCUUUUGAACUGAGUGGCUGGCUGAAUUUGAUUUAGCUUUACAUUUUAUUGUAGGUCUCAAUGAACAUGUAGGCUGUUGUCCUUUCUCUCUGGGUCUGUGUGAUAUACAGUACCAGUCAAAAGUGUGGACACACCUACUCAUUCAAGGGUUUUUCUUUAUUUGUAAAAAAAAUUACAUUGUAGAAUAAUAGUGAAGACAUCAAAACUAUGAAAUAACACAUAUGGAAUCAUGUAGUAACCAAAAAAGUGAUAAACAAAUCAAAAUAUAUUUUAUAUUUAAGAUUCUUAAAAUAGCCACCCUUUGCCUUGAUGACAGCUUUAUACACUCUUGGCAUUCUCUCAACCAGCUUCACCUGGAAUGCUUUUCCAACAGUCUUGAAAGAGUUCCCACAUAUGCUGAGCACUUGUUGGCUGCUUUUCCUUCACUCUGCCGUCCGACUCAUCCCAAACCAUCUCAAUUGGGUUGAGGUCGGGGGAUUGUGGAGGCCAGGUCAUCUGAUGCAGCACUCCAUCACUCUCCUUCUUGGUAAAAUAGCCCUUACACAGCCUGGAGGUGGGUUGGGUCAUUGUCCUGUUGAAAAACAAAUGAUAGUCCCACUAAGCCCAAACCAGAUGGGAUGGCGUAUCGCUGCAGAAUGCUGUGGUAGCCAUGCUGGUUAAGUGUGCCUUGAAUUCUAAAUAAAUCACAGACAGUGUCACCAGCAAAGCACCAUAACACCUCCUCCUCCAUGCUUUAUGGUGGGAACUACACAUGCGGAGAUCAUCCGUUCACCAACACCGCGUAUCACAAAGACACAGCGGUUUGAACCAAAAAUCUCCAAUUUGGACUCCAGAUCAAAGGACAGAUUUCCACCGGUCUAAUGUCCAUUGCUCGUGUUUCUUGGCCCAAGCAGGUCUCUUAUUAUUAUUGGUGUCCUUUAGUAGUGGUUUCUUUGCAGCAAUUCGACCAUGAAGGCCUGAUUCACACAGUCUCCUCUGAACAGUUGACGUUUAGAUGUGUCUGUUACUUGAACUCUGUGAAUCAUUUAUUUGGGUUGCAAUUUCUGAGGCUGGUAACUCUAAUGAACUUAUCCUCUACAGCAGAGGUAACUCUGGGUCUUCUAUUCCUGUGGUGGUCCUCAUGAGAACCAGUUUCAACGUUCUUGAAAUGUUCCGUAUUGACUGACCUUCAUGUCUUAAAGUAAUGAUGGACUGUCGUUUCUCUUUGCUUAUUUGAGCUGUUCUUGCCAUAAUAUGGACUUGGUCUUUUAUCAAAUAGGGCUAUCUUCUGUAUACUCCCCCUACCUUGUCACAACACAACUGAUUGGCUCAAACUCAUUAAGAAGGAAAUAAAUUCCACAAAUUAACUUUUAACAAGGCACACCUGUUAAUUGAAAUGCAUUCCAGGUGACUACCUCAUGAAGCUGGUUGAAAGAAUGCCAAGAGUGUGCAAAGCUGUCAUCAAGGCAAACGAUGGCUAUUUGAAGAAUCUCAAAUAUAAAAUAUAUUUUGAUUUGUUUAACACUUCUUUGGUUACUACAUGUUUCCAUAUGUGUUAUUUCAUAGUUUUGAUGUCUUCACUAUUAUUCUACAAUGUAAAAAAAUAAAGAAAAACCCUUGAAUGAGUAGGUGUGUCCAAACUUUGACUGGUGGUGUAUAUGCUUGUUAUCUUUGACCUUUGACCUGUCUUUGACCUUCCAGUGUCAGCCAUGUGAUCCCUCUGAGCUGCAGCUGUCCCAUUGACUUUGAGUUCCAGGUGUACAUCAUCCAGCCACACAAGGCCUUCUCGGUCCAGCCCCUGUCAGGUAACUCCAAUCAGCAGACUUGGUAGCACUUUACAUUAGGCCACUGAAUAAAGUAGUAAUAACACAGUCCUUAACAAGAUAGCAACAACAUCCUACCUGCUCACUCAGACAGACAGUGAGGAAAACCCCUGUAUUAUUCUAUCUACAGUAGGUAUAUAUUAUUUGAUUAAUGUAUUAAGCCUGUGAGUCUAUUUGCCAGAUAUGUAUCAAUUUAUUUUUUUAUAUUUGAUGGUAGGAUAAUUUCUGGUUCACAAUAAGGUUCCAGCUAUGUUUUUGUGUUAGUUCCUUGAGGUGAUUAGUUAAAACUUUGAACCACAUAAAACAUUUUUUGCUGGCUCCCAGAGACCCAGACUCACCUGUAUAAACUCACGUAAUAUUAUUAGCUGAUUACCUAGCCCUGACCUGUGAUUCCUCAACAUCACCAUCAUGUCUUGUGUCUGAAUUACUGUGGAAAGAUGCUCAUAGUCUGCAACUGCCACCUUGACACAAAGCAGUCAGGGACUCAGUGCAUCUAGCACAGGGGGGAGCUGUGUUGUUUUGUCUCUGGCAUGGAUGGUGACGCUUUCCAGGCAAUGCGUGAUGAUGGAUUUCCGGGGUUACGCAAAUAGCCUAGUACUCAGACUGGGUAGAGAUGUCUGAAAAAGUAUCUCUCUAUGUUUCCCAUGGUUUGAGGGUAUUGAAGUGUUGAGUUUAGGUAGGCCUACGUAUUGUUUUCCUUUAACAAAUGCGUUACAUUCAAGACCGGUAUAAUCCUUUGUUUGUGUGUGAUUCUAGGAGUGAUUCCAGCCAAUGGGAAGGUGGAGGUGACCGUCACCUUCAGGCCGUUCCAGUAUGACACGUCCCAGGUCACUCUACAAGUGGUCAUCUCCCAGUUCAAUUCCAAACCCUACGUCUGCACCCUCAGCGGGUCCUCCUCGCCCCACCUGGCUCUC
Messenger RNA from Coregonus sp. 'balchen', 4098 nucleotides. NCBI's taxonomy places the organism in Eukaryota, Metazoa, Chordata, Actinopteri, Salmoniformes, Salmonidae. The record is from the annotation of a GenBank genome assembly.